This is a messenger RNA of Anopheles coluzzii, 5288 nucleotides long. RefSeq names its product ubiquitin-conjugating enzyme E2 Q2. The transcript has 8 exons. NCBI's taxonomy places the organism in Eukaryota, Metazoa, Arthropoda, Insecta, Diptera, Culicidae. Gene Ontology annotation, cellular component: nucleus. Bases 1462 to 2706 code for a protein of 414 amino acids. Gene Ontology annotation, molecular function: ubiquitin conjugating enzyme activity. The record is from RefSeq and is a predicted model, not a curated record. Gene Ontology annotation, biological process: protein polyubiquitination.
UGACCGUGGCCGCCCUGUGUCUUGUUGGGUGGGCGUGGUGUGAUGAUGGGAAAAAGUGCCCAAGCACCGGCGGAAGUGCUGAAGGGAGGGUAUAGCAUAAGCAAAGUGGGCAUUGAUGUUUUCUCUGUGACAGCGCGAACAUUGUGACGUAUGUAAAGCGUAUGUGUGUGUGUUUGUGUACGUGCGUCGUGACUGUUUGUUGGAAUGUGUGCUGGGAUCAGCGAUUAUAGUAGAGGGUUCCUUUUGUGAUGUACCUGCAGCGCAGGAACCAACCGGUUAUCGGAGAUGUUCGAUCAAGGAAGCAACCGAAAGCUGUUUUCAUAGCAUUCCCAAACCACGAAAUAAUACCAUUGCAAAAAAGGCUGAAAUAAGCGAUUAACCGUCACCACCAUAUCGUUUGACACAGGAAGUGCUCGGGGGACGGUUUGUUACGUUGGACGUGAGCCCGUCGUGCGUGUGCAUGUAUGUGUAUGUGUAUGCGCGGGCGCGCUCUUGUGUUUGUGUGCUGCAUCUCUUGAACGGUACAUUCGAAACCGCACAUAUCCUCGACAACCAAGCAACCAGGGCAAGCGCCCAACAAAAAAGAAGAAUAAAAAAUCAACGUUGUUCUUUCCGGGUAGGGAUGAAGAAGAAGGAUAAAGUCCAAUGCAAAAAAAAAAACACAGCAGCAGACUCUAGCACCAACUGUCAGUUCGUUGUCGCAAACGUCAAGAUCCUUUCGCUGCAAUUGGAGCUGCUUUGGUUUAGUUCGAUCUCUCGUUAAGCCAAUUUCCGUCAGUAUUUUUAUUCGUUUCAAACGAAUUUUUACUGCGGCAACAAAGACGUCUCCAGUUCAAGUGUAGCGGUGUGUGUCCUGAUUCCCUCCCACCCCAAUGCACGUACUCGCUAAUAAACAAUAACACAGCACAAUCUCACGCGAGCGCGCAGAGUACGGUUGAGCUGCAGCGGCACCCUGUUUCCUUGCGCCAGAGCGAGAAGCCAACAGUGUGCGUGCAGCCUGCGUGUCGAACCUGCUCCAGCGAGUGGGUGGGCGUGUGUGUGUGUGCGUGCGUUCGUGCGUGCGUGCGCGUUCCUGUAUCCUAGUGUGCUGCGGAGUGAAAAACAACCUGUCAAACUAGGACGACCUCUCUCCCCUGCGGGUUCCAUUCGCAUCAUCUUCUGAGUGAAAGCAAGGGAGUGUUUUGGAAGUUAAAUUGUGUCCCUUGUUGUAUGUGCGUGUGUGUUAGUGAAGCAAAACAGUGACCGGAAGCGGCCAAACGGGAAAGCUCCCGGUCGGAGAAGAGUUCCUGCCUAUCCCAUCAAAAGGACACUGCAUCUCGCAUCUCGUGUCUUGAGGUCCAUCAUCCGCCCAGUUUCAGCACUGCCUGCUGUACGCGUCCCACUGCCCGGGCGUGCCACAGGGUGUAGUGAGAGGAACCACUACACCUUGCCUCCUCCGGGGGUUCCGGUCGGUCCGGCACGAUGGCGUGCCUGAAUACGCUGAAGCUAGAAAUCAAAACGCUCGAGCAGGUCUUCCCCAAGAACCAUGAACGGUUCCAAAUCCUUAACGCCACGGUGGACGAGCUGUGCUGCCGUUUCAUCGGGCGCAACGGCAAGCAAUACGUAAUCCAUGCCAACAUUACGGAAACGUAUCCAUCCACGCCACCAGUAUGGUUCGCCGAGAGCGAAGACACAAGUAUUAGUAACGCUGUACAAAUACUUACGAACACGAAAGGUUUAGAUAAUCACGUUAUAAAUCAGGUACACAUACUGCUGCGCGAACUCUGCCGGCAGCAUACGGUCCCACUACCUCCCGAUCUGGAAACGCUGAAGAAAGCCUUCCAGCCGAACGGUGGCGCAGCCGGGGCACACCUACACCCAGCCGCCCAGCUCCACCAGCACGGUAUGUCACCUCAGCAGCUUCUUCCGGCGCACCAGCAACACCAGCAACUGCAGCUCCAGCAGCAGCAGCAACAGGCGAUCGACGAGAUCGACUCCGACUGUGAUGAUAUCGAGGACGUGGUCGGCGACAGCGACCAGGAAAGCGAAGGCGAAGAGGACCUGCCCCUCGAGAUGGACGAUGGCCGUAGCACGGCAAAGAAAGACGAAAUGGAGGUAGAACACCUAGCAACACUGGAAAGAUUAAGACAAACGCAACGGCAGGAUUAUUUGAAGGGUUCGGUGUCCGGCUCGGUCCAAGCAACGGAUCGACUGAUGAAGGAGCUGCGAGACAUUUACCGGUCGGACUCGUUCAAAAACAACAUGUACUCGAUAGAGCUGGUGAACGACUCCAUCUACGAGUGGAACAUCCGCCUCAUGUCGGUCGACCCGGACAGCCCGCUGCACAACGAUCUGGUCCUGCUGAAGGAGCGCGAAGGCAAGGACAGCAUACUGCUGAACAUCAUUUUCAAGGAGACGUACCCGUUCGAGCCACCGUUUGUGCGUGUUGUGCAUCCAAUCAUAUCCGGUGGUUACGUACUGGUCGGUGGUGCCAUCUGCAUGGAGCUGCUCACGAAGCAAGGCUGGAGCUCGGCUUACACCGUGGAGGCGGUCAUCAUGCAAAUAGCGGCCACACUAGUCAAGGGCAAGGCGCGAAUACAGUUCGGACCCACCAAGUCUCUUUCCCAGGGCCAGUACAGCUUAGCUAGAGCGCAGCAAAGUUUCAAAUCGCUCGUGCAAAUCCACGAAAAGAACGGAUGGUUUACACCCCCCAAGGAGGAUGGUUAAGAGUUGGGAGAGGGGAGGGCAAACGCCGUUCCACGAUGCUGUUGCAGCGCUUCGCUUCCGUGCUCUGUUGUUGAUGCUGUAGUGUAGUAGUAGUUGUCAGCGUCUUAUAACAGUGAAACACGACCGAAAGCAACGGCAUCGCGCUAGUUCUUCUAACAAUAAUCGUUCGUUCUUUAAGCUUUUAGGUUCCUAGACUUAAGUGUAGAUGCGAGUACGAAUGGAGAUGGGAUGAUUCUAGAGCGAUACGGAUGAAUGCGUCUAUCAAAAUUGCGUGCGUGCGUGCGUGCGUGAACGUGCUUGUGUUAUGUUUGUGUGUAGAAAACUUCGGAAAGAUCGAAUGCGCGUGAAUGGGGUAAAAACACUCUCGAAAGCAAAAGGGAUCGGUAGAGUGGGCUAGUAACGUAUGGGGGAAGUCGGGGGAUAGCUGCAGAACUUCACAGAGAGAGAGAAACGCUGGAAGAAGCCACUUUAAAUAAGCUUAGUAAAUAGGAAAUGGUGAGAUACUGUUUGAGAAUUCGCUUCAGAAAGAAGGAUUUAGAAAAGGGAGAGAAAGAGAGCGGAGUGUUAGUAGAGCACAUUUUCAACCUUUUGUUCAUAUACUAUCUACACAACCAAACACCAUUCAAUAUUCAGCACCGCCGUACACUCAACAAUCACAACACACACACACAGCAGUGAAAGAUCUUCUUCUUAUCAUAAAGUAUAUUUUAAACCAGCAUCUCCUAUAGUAGGGAAGUGAAAUGGAUAGGAAUUCGGGCGGAAGAUACCGAUCGGCACUAAAAAAAAAUGCGCAUGUGCAUACAGACGGGCAUUCUAUAACAGUUCUGUUUAUUCUUUGUACUGUAAUUCCCUACCUGACUCUGCACUGAAGGUGUGAACUACGUGCAGAAUUAAAUUAAAACACAUCUUGGAACCGCACUAGAAGCUCGUGUUGUAAAAUUGACUGUAGUGCAGCAAAAUAGGGGUACAACUAGUUUAAUGUCGACCACACGACGACAUGUGGUCGACAUACUGACCGGUGAUACAACACGCGUUGAGCAGGAAGGGGAUUGAAUGGAGAUCCAUUGAAUUGUUGUUCCUUCAAUAUUUUCAUUCAUAGCAAACCCGAAGAUCGGUAGCAAUGGUUCGUCCUUUUCUCUGAUCUGACACAAAGGGGCAGGGGAAAAAUUCAAAAUGAUUCAAAGCUUCUCCUCGCACUUCCGCCAACAAUCAUAAGCUGAGCUGCCGAUCACACCAGUAUAGACUGAAAGGAGGAAGUGUGCGCUUUGCUGUGUUCUCCGGUGUGGUGGAACGUUACGUUUGCCGUGUACAUGUGGAGCUCUUCAACGAAUAUCUUCCAUCUGUUUGCCGUGCGCAAUCUCACGAUCGAUAAAGCGAGUCAAGAGAAGUCUGUCGGCCGGAUCAGACAGACCUAAAUGCAACGAAUUAUAGUUUGUUUUACCUGCUUUUCAUUCUGCUUUCUUUCUGUAGACGAGCAUAUGAGAAUGGAAACUAAAACACGAGCGCGCUCAACAUCAUCUGUCGAUUCGUUAAAUGGAAAUACACAAGUUGAAUGGGAUUCAAUACGGUGUAUGCUAUGGUUUGUUAGUUUUUUCGCUCAAAACCCGAACCGAACAAUGAAACACAAACACCCUCACAACUCAACUUUUAAAACUCAAAAUAGCAAUCAAACAAAGUGCACUCUAGGAGAAUAGCGAUAAUGCAUGGCUCUGCGUGGGUGUGCGCGGGGAAAGAUGUGGAGAAAGAUCUGACCUGGUGUUCGGUAUGGGAAAGGAAUAACACACACACAAUCCGUUGUUGGGUCUUUUCCCUUUCCAGGAGGCCGAGAAAAAAAGGGGAGUUAGUGUAAGAUGAUAACUAAAACGCCCGACCGGAGGGAAACUAGCAAGGCAGACGAAAACACGUAAUAUGUACAGAAUAUGGCAAAGAAAAAGUGAAAAAAUUAUGCAAAAUUUGCAGACAGUGUUUUAGUAGUAGCCUGCUACACGGUGUGAGGAGGAAAGGGGAGACUGCGCAGUGUAAGGGAAAUCCCCACAAAUUGUUUUAUAUAAAUCUUAAAGGGAAAACGCGGAAUGGAAAGAAGGAAGAAAAAACAGAAACAACAUUAUUUUAGACUCUUCGUGUUCUGCUUCCUUCCUAAUGGGUUCCAUCGGACUGCUGUGACAUAUGUAAAAUAGAAAAGUAAUUAAAAGAAGAAGAAAACACUGCAGAAACAGCAACCAAUCUUAUUUAGAAACAUUACGAAGAGAGAAGGUGGCCACAGCCCAGGGGAGGGGGUUUAGUUCGAAUCAGCGGGGGAAAGAGAAGAACAGAAACACAUUCUCCCUAUUAAGAGAAGAUACAAAAAAGGCAGCAGCAAAAAGGACGCCGCGCAAUAAAACACGCAAAAGAGCAAGGAGGGUAUUCGCAUUCGAUGCGUGUUUGAGCGCCCGCGCGCUCGCGCAGCUAGAUAUUGCUCUCGCGUGCACGUUUGUGUGAGAAUGGAAUGUGCGAGUGAAAGUAUGUUAAGUCGAGGUCAGCGUGGAGAAAAGUUAAGAGUAAUAAAAGAAAAACAAACAAUAGUUUAUAUAUAUAAUUAUAAA